Molecule: messenger RNA, 926 nt
Organism: Corticium candelabrum
Lineage: Eukaryota; Metazoa; Porifera; Homoscleromorpha; Homosclerophorida; Plakinidae
Product: E3 ubiquitin-protein ligase RNF170-like
Exons: 4
Coding region: 45-794 (249 amino acids)
Molecular function (GO): ubiquitin protein ligase activity
Source: RefSeq, a predicted model, not a curated record
AAUGAUGUGUCCCGGAUCGCCGGCCUGGAUAUGUCCCGUAUAAGAUGACUGCUACUUUUAUUGAAGGAGUCGGUGACGAAGUUGUUGUUGGUGUAACGAGCACGCUAUGUGCUGUGUUUGGUGUUCUUGUAGUGGCCAGGUUUGGCCCUUCUAACAGGAGAACGGUCCAUCCCGAGCGGGAGGAAGAUGUUCGGAGGGCGAGAGAGCAUUUGAGGGCGAACGGAGCACAGAGACAUGAAUUGGAUGACAACGAGGCUGCCGCUGAUCCCACCCAGCAGUGUCCCGUUUGCUUGGGAUUGCUAACAUAUGCUGUGGAAACAAAUUGUGGACACACUUUCUGUGCUAAUUGUAUUCUGACAUAUUGGAGAGAAGGCAGGUUCUUAGCUGCCGUGAGCUGUCCAGUUUGUAGACAGACAGUGACUCUUCUCUUACCAGCUUACACUACCAGAGAGCAAGAAAACACAGAGGAACUGCAAUCGAUCCAGAGUCAGGUGUCUAACUACAACAGACGAUACAGUGGGCAACCGAGACCCUUAUUGGAUUAUUUAUAUGACAUGCCAACAUUAAUACGACAUCUUGGACGAGAACUGUUUUCAGUCAGUGGGCUCGUGUGGAUGGUGUGGGUUCGAAUUGUUAUGUGUUUGUUUGCUGCCAUCAUCUACUUUAUUUUACCUGUUGACUUACUUCCGGAAGCAGUGUUUGGAUUGCUUGGAUACCUGGACGACAUUUUGGUGAUACUGUUAUUGGCAAUUUAUGCGACUGUUGUGUAUAGAAACUUUAUUGCAAAUCGCUAGUCUGAAGAGUUGCAGGUUGUAAUUUUGUAUAAUUUUGCUGACAAGCAUGGAAUUGCAUUUUGCCAUUUUGUGCAAAGUAAUUAAUGUUUGUUCACAUUAGAAGUUAGUAAACAGGAAUUUUCUGGCAUAUGA